Molecule: messenger RNA, 510 nt
Organism: Podospora anserina S mat+
Lineage: Eukaryota; Fungi; Ascomycota; Sordariomycetes; Sordariales; Podosporaceae
Exons: 3
Coding region: 1-510 (169 amino acids)
Biological process (GO): mitotic cell cycle; SCF-dependent proteasomal ubiquitin-dependent protein catabolic process
Cellular component (GO): cytoplasm; nucleus
Molecular function (GO): cullin family protein binding
Source: RefSeq, a predicted model, not a curated record
AUGGCCGAUUCUUCCAGCACCACCAAGAUCGUGCUCGAGUCCAACGAGGGCGCCAGGAUCGAUGUUGAGCGCAUCGUCGCCGAACGGUCGGUUCUCAUCAAGAACUUGAUUGACGAUCUCGGAGAGGAGGCUGUUUUGGCUGAGCCGAUCCCCAUCCCAAAUGUCAAUACUGCCGUGCUCAGAAAGGUCAUCGACUGGUGCAAGUACCACAAGAAUGACGCUGCUCAAUCCGCCGACGAUGACAACGAUAAUCGCAAGAAGACCACCGACAUCGACGAGUGGGACCAGAAGUUCAUGCAGGUGGACCAAGAGAUGUUGUUCGAGAUCAUUUUGGCUGCCAACUAUCUCGACAUUAAGCAACUCCUGGACGUUGGUUGCAAGACUGUCGCCAACAUGAUCAAGGGCAAGUCGCCAGAAGAGAUCCGCAAGACAUUCAACAUUACAAAUGACUUCACCCCCGAGGAAGAGGAACAAAUCCGCCGCGAGAACGAGUGGGCUGAGGAUCGUUAA